Molecule: messenger RNA, 2132 nt
Organism: Sodiomyces alkalinus F11
Lineage: Eukaryota; Fungi; Ascomycota; Sordariomycetes; Glomerellales; Plectosphaerellaceae
Exons: 3
Coding region: 380-1786 (468 amino acids)
Biological process (GO): regulation of transcription by RNA polymerase II
Molecular function (GO): DNA-binding transcription factor activity, RNA polymerase II-specific; zinc ion binding
Source: RefSeq, a predicted model, not a curated record
GCAAUCUCUCUCUCUCUCUCUCUCUCUCUCUUUGCUUUCUCGUUCACUUUCAUGAAUCAACGGUGAACCGAUCCGUUCUCCCUCUUCCCACAGGCAGCAGACGGCCAGCGGUUCAAGUAGAGAGCGAGCUUCUGGGUCCUGGAUUCUUCGUCCUCGGUCCGUCCGAAUCAACAGCACACGCCCAUUUUCUUUCCUCGCGGACAAGGGGACAGACAACAAGGACACGAACGAGGACUGACCUCAAGACUGGGAGUUAUAUGAGUUAUAUCGCCUAGAUAUUAUCUCCCUACCGAUACGCUUAUAUGUUCUGCACCAUCGGCGUGUCACUGCGCCUACGACUCGCAUCAUCCUACCGAUCCCCCCAUUCUGCUCAUCCUUCAUGUCACGGAGCCCUCUUACAGCAUCUUACCAUUCCCAGUCUGGGACACCCGGGACAGGGACGGAGAUAGGGGCCGGGGUAGAGACGGCGACUAGUUCAAGGUCGAGAUCGCGCUCACCUCCCCUCCCCUGGCAGUCUCCAGGGACGUCUGCUACGGCCGCGCCAACAGGAUCCGGAAAUUCACGGCGGUCGCAUCCCAAGUCCAGGACUGGGUGUCGGACUUGCAAGACUCGGAAAAUCAAGUGCGACGAACAGAAACCCGCAUGCCGUAACUGCGUCAAACAUGCCGUCCUCUGCGAUUUUCUCCAGUCGCAUCCAGUCUCCGCCUCCGCCCCCGUCCCGGUUCCGCAAAGCUCUGCUGGCGCGUUUGGCCCUUCCAUCAGCGACGGUCUGGCCGCAGCUUCGAGUUUACCCGGCGAAAGCCUGAACGGGCUAGACGGCGACCUGAACAUGCUCGACCUGGAGCUCAUGCACAACUUCACCAGCUUCACCUACGCCACCUUGUCCAGCGAUGGCAUGAUACGCAACAUGUUCCGUACUGAUGUCGUGCGCAUGGCUUUCGUCUGCGACUACGUCAUGCGCAGUCUGCUGGCCGUGUCGGCCCUCCAUCUCGCGCACUUCCGCCCCGACCGGAGAGACUUUUACGUCAACCGCGCCGUCAUGCACCACCGGGCCGCAAGCCAGUCGGCCGUACCCCUACUGACCCAGUUCAGACCCGGAGAUUGCGAGAGUCUCUAUCUCUUUUCCAUCUUGACCAUCUAUUUUGCACUGGGAUACCCCCACAAACCGGAGCGUUCCUUCCUCAUAGGCGAGGCGGCUUUCCCCCAAUGGCUCUUCCUCCUCCGCAACAUCGAACCCAUCCUCUGCGCCAUCGACCCGAUUACGUAUCGAGGGCCCCUCGCCCCGCUCUUCGCCCACGGCGCCCAUCCCGAGAACCAGCAACCCGUCCUCAUCCGAGAUCCCCGUUCGGAAGAAACGCCGCGGACCCUGCUGGGCGAUCUAGAGAGGCUCGUCGCCAAGACGUGCACCGAGCCCGACCUCAUCCCCAUCUACCACACCGCCAUCGGCCACCUGCGCCGCAUCCUGGGCAUGGUGAUCCCGUGCGCCCCCAACGGCGACUGGCGGGCCACCCAACAGCUGCUGCUGCUCGACGUGAGCGACGUCUUCGUGUGGCAGUGGACCGUGGCCGACGAUCUCCUCCCGCUGCUCAAAGGUCAGAAGGUGCGCCAGGAAGCCGUGGCCAUUUUCGCGCACUUCCUCAUAUUGAUCAAGAAGUUGGAGAGCCAGUGGUGGUUGGAGGGCUGGACGGCGCAUCUCAUGCGGUUGGUCUGGACGUCGCUGGACCAGGAGCAUCGGUUGUGGAUCCAGUGGCCUGCUGAGGAGAUGGGAUGGGUGCCGCCCCCGUAAGAGGGCGUAAACCAAAAACAUGGAGGGGGGCGCAUAUAUAUAUGCAUGGAUAUUUUUCGCUUGGUUUUGGAAGUGGGCCGUAUUACUUCUUGUCUUUGAAGCAUGUAGAAUCUAUUAAUCGAUGCGUCCCCAUGUCCAGAUGUUCAGUCCGACUUUGACGCCCUUUGUCACAGGUAACGCGGCAUGCCAAGCCUCGUCGUACCCGGAGCCGUCGGGGCGGAAGUUCUCCCAGUACACGGCGUUGCCAGGACGAGGCUUGAAGAUGAUGCCCAUUCCGUCACCGUCAGGGUCUUUUUGUUGCCGUGCGCUCUCCUCCUCCUCGUCCUCCUCCUCCUCCUCCUCCUCC